CGAAAACAGUUCUCCAGCGACGACGACCAGCGGACCUGUUCUCGGAGCACUGCUAUCUGUCCAGACUUCUGCUGAAACCAGCACGAAGUUUAUUGAAGGAUACGUUUAGCCCCCGUCUACGACCCGACACGCAGUGAGGAUGGUGUCGUACAAGCGUCUGACCCCCGAGGACGUCCAGUUUACUAGCACUGCUUUGUCCGAGGAAGCGGCCUCCGAGCAGGAGGUGGUGGAGGAGGUUCCAGAAGAGCCUCUCCUCCCCAGAAGGCUGUCCUGCUCCUCCUCCACCACACUUCUCUCUCUGGGUCUGCUCCUCCUGCUCCUCAGUGCAGCCUGGCUCCUUGCCACCAUCUUCUGGCUCCACUCUCCCUCCAGCGGUCUCCCCCAUCGGCCCCCGCCACCCUCCCCAGGGAGAGCAGCCCCGGCUGGGGGAGCCUCCGCACCCGAGCCCCAGACCUGCUCUGCCGUCUCGGAGGCCUGGAGGUUCGACUGCUACCCGGAGAGGGGAGUGGUGGUGACCAGGGAGAUGUGUGAGGCUAGGAACUGCUGCUUCAUCUCCUCCUCCUCCCCCCCCGCCUCCUCCAGGAGCCAGGGUGUCCCCUGGUGCUUCUACCCCCCAGGCUUCCCCUCCUACCGGCUGGCGGCGCUGCAGGCGUCGCAGGGGGGCCAGAUCGGGAGGCUGGAGAGGGAGGUGAGGACGUACUACCCUGGAGACAUCCUCUCCCUGCAGCUGGACAUCAGACACGAGACCGACACCAGGCUGAGGGUCAGGAUCACGGACCCGUCUAAUUUGCGGUAUGAGGUGCCAAUCACAGUCCCCAAUGCCACUGAGAAGGCAGGAAGUCCCGCCUACAGUGUGGAGCUGUCCAAGGACCCAUUCGGCAUCAUCGUGAAGAGGACAGCUACAGGAGCUGUGCUCCUCAACACCUCGGUGGCUCCUCUGUUCUAUGCUGACCAGUUCCUCCAGUUCUCCUCCCCGCUGGCCAGCCCCUAUGUGUACGGCCUGGGGGAGCACCGCUCUUCCUUCCUGCUCAACGUCCACUGGAACACACUCACCAUGUGGGCCCGCGACGUCCCGCCCACGGAGUUUACCAACCUGUAUGGCGCCCACCCCUUCUACCUAGCCAUGGAAGAGGGCGGUGCUUCCCAUGGGUUCUUCCUGCUCAACAGCAACGCCAUGGACGUGGUCCUACAGCCCGCCCCUGCUGUAACCUGGCGUACCAUUGGUGGGAUCCUGGACUUUUACGUCUUCCUGGGUCCGGAGCCUAGCUCUGUGAUUGGGCAGUACCUGGAGGUUGUUGGCCACCCUGCCAUGCCUGUCUACUGGGCGCUAGGUUACCAUCUCUGUCGCUGGGGUUACGGCUCCAGCAACGCCACCUGGGACAUCGUCAAGAGCAUGCGAAAUUAUGGGAUACCCCAGGACGCCCAGUGGAAUGAUAUAGACUACAUGGAUCGUUUUCUGGAUUUCACCUUUGACCCGGUGACCUUCUCGUCCCUGCCUGACCUGGUGAAGGACAUGCACGCUCACAACCAGCACUACGUCAUGAUCCUGGACCCAGGCAUCAGUAGCACCCAGCCUGCUGGCUCCUACAGGCCGUAUGAUGAGGGGCUGCAGAGAGGAGUCUUCAUCAACCACUCUGACGGCACCACGCUCAUCGGCAAGGUGUGGCCAGGCCUGACUGCGUAUCCAGACUUCUCUGAUCAUGUGACCCAUGAGUGGUGGUAUGACAACUUGAAGAGGUACCAUGACAAAGUCCCCUUCGACGGCCUGUGGAUCGACAUGAACGAGCCUUCCAACUUCCUGGAUGGUUCAACCAAUGGCUGUCCUUCAAAUGACCUGGAGGACCCUCCCUACACCCCCGGAGUUCUGGGUGGGCUGCUGAGGGCUAAGACGCUGUGUGUGUCGUCCCUGCAGAAGACCUCCUCCCACUACAACACACACAGCCUCUACGGCCUGCUGGAGGCCAAGGCCUCGUCCUGGGCUCUCCAGCGGCUCCUGGGGAAGAGAACGCUGGUCAUCUCCCGCUCCACCUUCCCCAGCCAGGGCCUGUACUCUGGGCACUGGCUGGGAGACAACCGCUCCACCUGGAAGGACAUGUACAUGUCCAUAUCAGGCAUGCUGACGUUCAGCCUGCUGGGGGUGCCCCUGGUGGGGGCUGACGUGUGUGGCUUUGGGGAGCAGACAGACGAGGAGCUGUGUAUCCGCUGGACCCAGCUGGGAGCGUUCUACCCCUUCACACGAAACCACAACACCCUGGACACACAGCCCCAGGACCCGACAGUGUUCAGCCCUCUGGCUCGUACCGCCAUGAAGGACGCUCUGCUGCUUAGAUACUCUCUGUUCCCGCUGCUCUACACUCUCUUCCACCGCGCACACACACACGCACACACCGUCGCUCGCCCGCUGCUGUUCGAGUUCCCUCAGGACAGCAGCUGCUAUGCUGUGGACAGCCAGUUCCUGUGGGGCAGCAGUGUGCUGGUGACUCCAGUCCUGCAGCCCGGACAGCGCACUGUGGAGGGCUACUUCCCCCUAGGGCUGUGGUACGACUUCUACACGGGAGACAGGCUGGUCAGUAAAGGAGAGCAGAUCCAGCUGCAGGCUCCUCUGGACAAGAUCAACCUGCACCUGAGAGCAGGAGCUGUGAUCCCCACACAGAGGCCCAACAGCACGCUCUGGGUGAGCAGUGGUCAGCCCCUACACCUGCUGGUGUCCCUGCGUGAGGACGGCCAGGCUGAGGGGGAGCUGUUCUGGGACGACGGGGAGAGUCUGGACACCUGGGAGACUGGCCAGUACGCCCUCAUUCUGUUCACUGUGGACCAGAACACGAUGACAUCCCAGGUGCUCCACAGCCAUGAGGAGGCCACCUACAUCACCAUAGAGAUGACAUCCUUCUACGGGGUCAGGUCCAAGCCUACCCGGGUCACUGUCAACUCCCAGGACGCAGCCUUCUCCUACCGAGCCAAUCAGGUGUUGACAGUAUCAGAUCUGGGUCUGAACCUCAGUCAGAACUUCACCAUCAGCUGGUCCUAGCCUGCUUCUCCUCUCCACCAUCCCUCCAUGUCCCUCUCCUUCCUGCCCUGCCUCUGGGCUGAGUGGAGGGAGGGAGAGAGGACAGACUGAGAUUAGGUCCACAGGGUCACAGGGCGGGGGGGGAUCAUCACUUAAUCAGUGUUGCUACUGUUGCUGUGUGAAUGUUGUUUACAACCUUGAUUUGCACUAUUGAAAAUAACCCUGCACAGGAGACCCGACCAGGAAUGUUCAAGCAGGGUGCCUUGGGAACCCUCAACUGUGUCUGGAGGUUCCAGGACACUUUUUGGAACCUUUAGAGAAGAGCAUCUGUUCUAGAACCUUCUGGGCCCUACGAGCGGAGAGUUCUAGAACAUCUGUGUACUGUGAAUGUGUUCUGUAUCUGCUGCCAAAGUUUUAUGAUUACUGAGAUGUUGGGAGCGACAUAGUAUUUUACUUAGCUAGUAAUUAAUUUUAGAAUGGUAGCUAGAAUAGCUGGGAAAGGAUUUUUGUGUUUAUUUAGUUGUUAGUUGACAUAAUGCUGUUCCUUUGAGAGUUUUUAAUGCUUUUUCAGAGCUGUUUUUUUUGUUUGUUUCUGAACUUUGAAAUUCAAGUGUAUGAGACUUCCAACUUGUUGAAGUAAAAAAUAAUUCACUGCUUUAGUUUUUGCUGCCAUGAUAAAUUAUGAAAGUUGAAGGAAAAAACUCUGAAUGUUUAUGCUUUCAUUUCAAAUUUCAUAUCAAGAAAUCAUGAAUAAAUUAUAU
Messenger RNA from Hypomesus transpacificus, 3768 nucleotides. RefSeq names its product alpha glucosidase 2 (gene gaa2). The transcript is spliced from 21 exons. The record is from RefSeq and is a predicted model, not a curated record. NCBI's taxonomy places the organism in Eukaryota, Metazoa, Chordata, Actinopteri, Osmeriformes, Osmeridae. Gene Ontology annotation, molecular function: carbohydrate binding; alpha-1,4-glucosidase activity. Bases 140 to 3028 code for a protein of 962 amino acids. Gene Ontology annotation, biological process: carbohydrate metabolic process.